AUGGCGGAUACGGAUACGCUCAUGAAUUUCGACGAUGACACGAUCAACGAAUUCCUGAACUCACCUACCGCCAACAACCUCACUGCCGUCCUUAGUGGUGCCCCUUACGACGGUCCUGCCGUAAACUCUGGGGCCGCGUCCACUGGAAUCGAUACCGGCUCUCCCGCCAACGCCUUCCAUGGGCCUGGCGCACCCAACAUCGAUCAACCUGCCCCCGAGCUCCCUACACCCGUCGCGGCCACCACCGUGUUCCCGGUACCCACCGAUCACCCGUCGAUCGCUACCUCCGACGCGAGCUCCGUUGCUAUCAUCAAUGAGGAUCCCUCAACCCUCGACCCUUCAUUUACCCCCGUCGACGACUUCCUCGCUCUCGGGUACUUCAUCUUUAUGAAGAAGUCGGCUCGCCAGUUCAUCCUGCGCUCCCCGGAUGGAAACGGCGGCUUCGUCCUCGAAGUAAUCGCGCACAGCACGCUCAACCGCUUCCUCUCCUUCGAUGAGAAAAUCCGGUCGCACGCCGUCCCCGCUUCCGCCGAGCUGCCUGACGGCUACUACGACUUCGUCACGAAGUUCAACAACCUCGUGCCAAAGAGAAAGGCAUGCUUUUCGACGUACAUCCCGGGAGACGUCAACGGCACGCGCUACUACAUCCAUGGCCCCUCCCCUCGCGCCAUCUUCUUCUCCCCGGAAAUCCGCGCCGUGUUCGGUCAGCAGCGCCGCAACCAGCAGCGCUCCAACCGCGCCAACUCGCACCCUCAUCCUCGUUCAGGAACCUCGGGCCCGGGCAAUCAUCCCAUCCGCAAGAACCGCCCCGCACGCGGCAACUACAUGGGUGCCGAUAGACGCGACCGGAACGCACCGGCGAUGUCCGACGCCCAGCUGCGCGAACGCAUACUGUUGGAGGCUGUCCGCGAAACCAUGAAUGCACAAUCUGGAUCUCGAUUCUAA
Molecule: messenger RNA, 945 nt
Organism: Punctularia strigosozonata HHB-11173 SS5
Lineage: Eukaryota; Fungi; Basidiomycota; Agaricomycetes; Corticiales; Punctulariaceae
Exons: 1
Coding region: 1-945 (314 amino acids)
Source: RefSeq, a predicted model, not a curated record